AACAGAGGGGGAGGGGAUCGACUAAUGGCAGUCAUAUUUUUGAAGGCGAAAUAAUGCACUAGGUCCUAAUAUUGAUUUCUGUCUCUCGAAAGCUAGUAGAUGUCAACCCCAACUGAUCCAUCGGUCGGAAUGUCCCAUCCUGGUCCGUCCCCAGGUGCUGGCUUGUCUCCAGGGCCCAUCCUGGGGCCCAGCCCUGGCCCAGGUCCGUCUCCAGGCUCUGUUCACAGCAUGAUGGGCCCUAGCCCAGGUCCUCCCAGUGUCCCCCACAGUAUACAGAGCCAGGGUGCUGGAGACUAUUCUCAGGAGAACAUGCAUCCCAUGCACAAGCCCUUGGACGGAAUGCAUGAGAAGGGAAUGGGAGAGGACAUGCACUAUGGUCAGAUGAAAGGUGUUGGGAUGAGAUCUCUUCACAGUGGCAUGGGUCCUCCACAGAGUCCAAUGGAUCAGCAUAGCCAAGGAUACUUGUCCCCUCACCCUUCCCCGAUGGGGCCUCUACCAGAACAUGUACCGAGCCCCAUGUCAGCAGGGGGACCUGCCACACCCCAGAUGCCCCAGGCCCAGUCAGGCCCUAUGAUGCAGAUGGACCCUCAGGGGAUGGGACAACAGGGCCGUGGCCACUCUGCCUUCAGCCCUGUCCAGCUGCAGCAGCUCCGGGCACAGAUCUUGGCUUACAAGAUCCUGGGCAGGGGACAGCCUCUACCUGAAAACCUGCAACUGGCCGUGCAGGGCAAGAGGAGCCUUCCCACGAUGCAGCAGCAGCCAGUCAACAGUGGCCCUUACAAUAGGCCUCCAGGCAUGCCGUUGCCCCAUGGAGGACCUGUGUCUGGCCCGUGUCCUACUCCGGCCAUGCAAACACAUGCUCCAAGUGCUGGUCCGAAGCCAUGGACCGAGGGUCAAGGCGCUGAGGCCCCCACUGGCCCCCAGAAGCUCCCAGUCCCUGCCCCAAGUGGCAGGCCCUCUCCCGUUCCUCUGCAGACCCCCACUGCCACCACCGCCCAGCCCACGCCCAGCACCUCCAUUACCCCUCAGCCCCAACCCCCAGCCCAGCAACCACAGCCUCAGCAACAGCAGGGCCCUGGCCAGUCCUCCCUCAUUAUCCAGCUUCAGCAGAAACAGAACCGCAUCACACCCAUUCAGAAGCCACAGGGCCUGGACCCCGUGGAACUCCUGCAGGAGCGAGAGUACAGGCUACAAGCCAGGAUUGCCCACAGAAUCCAGGAGCUGGAAAAUUUGCCUGGUUCAUUGCCACCUGACCUAAGAACUAAAGCAACAGUGGAGCUGAAGGCCUUGAGACUACUCAACUUCCAGCGCCAGCUGCGGCAGGAUGUGGUGGCCUGCAUGCGCAGGGACACCACGUUGGAGACGGCCCUCAACUCCAAGGCCUAUAAGCGUAGCAAGCGGCAGACGCUGCGCGAGGCCCGCAUGACAGAGAAGCUGGAGAAGCAGCAGAAGAUUGAGCAGGAGAGGAAACGCCGGCAGAAGCACCAGGAAUAUCUUAACAGCAUCCUUCAGCAUGCUAAGGACUUCAAGGAAUACCACAGGUCAAUCUCUGGAAAGAUUCAGAAGCUGUCCAAGGCAGUUGCAACCUGGCAUACCAACACAGAGAGGGAGCAAAAGAAGGAAACUGAGAGGAUCGAGAAAGAGAGAAUGAGGAGGCUAAUGGCUGAAGAUGAAGAGGGCUACAGGAAGCUCAUUGACCAGAAGAAAGACAAGCGUCUGGCUUACCUGCUGCAGCAGACUGAUGAGUAUGUAGCCAACCUCACCACUCUGGUCUAUGAGCACAAGGCAGCCCAGGCUGCCAAGGAGAAGAAGAAGAGGAGAAAGAAGAAGAAGAAGGAAGAUGGAGACACUGAAGGGCUUGGGGCAAUUGGACCUGAUGGAGAGCCCAUAGAUGAGAGCAGUCAGAUGAGCGAGCUCCCAGUCAAGGUCAUUCAGACAGAGACGGGGAAGGUGCUUCAGGGCACGGACGCCCCCAAGUCCAGCCAGCUGGAGGCCUGGCUUGAGAUGAAUCCUGGCUACGAAGUGGCACCGCGAUCAGACAGUGAAGAAAGCGGCUCUGAGUUUGAAGAAGAGGAUGAAGAGGAGGUGGUCUCCCGAGCCGAAUCGGAAGAAAAGAAAAUCAUCGAUCCCAACAGUGACGAGGUUUCUGAAAAGGCUGCCAAGCACAUCAUAGAGUCAGCCAAGCAGGAUGUAGACGAUGAGUACAGCGUCCAGGCAGGACAGACCAGCUUGCAGUCCUACUACGGAGUAGCCCACGCUGUCACUGAGAAAGUGGAAAAGCAGUCGUCCCUCCUAGUCAAUGGGACGCUCAAGCAGUACCAGAUUCAGGGACUGGAGUGGAUGGUGUCCCUGUACAACAACAACCUGAAUGGCAUCCUGGCUGACGAGAUGGGUCUGGGCAAGACCAUCCAGACCAUCGCCCUCAUCACCUACCUGAUGGAACUGAAGAGGCUGAAUGGCCCUUAUCUGAUCAUCGUGCCGCUCUCGACUUUGUCCAACUGGGUUUAUGAACUUGACAAGUGGGCACCAUCCAUUGGUAAAAUUGCUUACAAGGGCACACCGUCCAUGCGCAGGUCUCUGGUGGCGCCGUUGCGCAGCGGGAAAUUCAACGUGCUGCUCACCACUUACGAGUACAUCAUCAAAGACAAGCACAUCCUCGCCAAGAUCCGCUGGAAGUACAUGAUUGUGGAUGAAGGGCACCGCAUGAAGAACCACCACUGCAAGCUGACGCAGGUGCUGAACACGCACUACGUGGCGCCGCGCAGGCUGCUGCUCACUGGCACGCCCCUGCAGAACAAGCUGCCCGAACUGUGGGCCCUGCUCAACUUCCUGCUGCCCACCAUCUUCAAGAGCUGCAGCACCUUCGAGCAGUGGUUCAACGCCCCCUUCGCCAUGACUGGGGAGAGGGUGGAUCUGAAUGAGGAGGAGACCAUCCUGAUCAUCCGCCGUCUUCACAAGGUGCUCCGCCCCUUCUUGCUGCGCAGACUGAAGAAGGAGGUGGAGUCUCAGCUGCCUGAGAAGGUGGAGUAUGUGAUCAAAUGCGACAUGUCUGCUAUCCAGAAGGUCCUUUACAGACACAUGCAAGGCAAAGGCAUCCUGCUUACGGAUGGCUCAGAGAAAGACAAGAAGGGAAAAGGUGGAGCAAAGACCCUGAUGAACACCAUCAUGCAGCUGAAGAAGAUCUGCAAUCACCCUUACAUGUUCCAACACAUCGAGGAGUCAUUUGCUGAGCACUUGGGCUACCCAAAUGGCAUUAUCCAGGGGCCUGACCUGUACCGUGCUUCAGGGAAGUUUGAGCUCCUGGACCGAAUCCUGCCAAAGCUGCAGUCCACCCGUCACCGAGUCUUGCUCUUUUGUCAGAUGACAUCCCUGAUGACCAUCAUGGAGGACUACUUUGCCUACCGCAAUUUUCUGUACCUGCGACUAGAUGGCACGACCAAGUCAGAGGACCGUGCCACGCUGCUGAAGAAGUUUAACGAGGAAGGCUCGCAGUACUUCAUCUUCCUCCUAAGCACCAGGGCGGGUGGCCUGGGCCUCAACCUGCAGGCCGCAGACACCGUCGUCAUCUUCGACAGUGACUGGAACCCCCACCAGGACCUGCAGGCCCAGGACCGUGCCCACCGCAUCGGGCAGCAGAACGAGGUGCGCGUUCUACGUUUGUGCACGGUGAACAGCGUGGAGGAGAAGAUCCUGGCUGCUGCCAAGUACAAGCUCAAUGUGGACCAGAAGGUCAUCCAGGCGGGCAUGUUCGACCAGAAGUCGUCCAGCCACGAGCGGCGUGCCUUCCUGCAGGCCAUCCUGGAGCACGAGGAGCAGAACGAGGAAGAAGACGAAGUGCCAGACGAUGAGACUCUAAAUCAAAUGAUUGCCCGCAACGAGGAGGAGUUUGAACUUUUUAUGCGCAUGGACCUAGACCGGCGCCGCGAGGACGCACGCAACCCGAAGCGCCGCCCACGCCUGAUGGAGGAGGAUGAGCUGCCGGCCUGGAUCAUCAAAGACGACGCCGAGGUGGAGCGGCUCACCUGCGAGGAAGAGGAGGAGAAGAUCUUUGGCCGUGGCUCCCGCCACCGCCGCGACGUGGACUACAGCGACACGCUGACGGAGAAACAGUGGCUGCGGGCCAUCGAGGACGGCAACCUGGAGGAGAUGGAGGAGGAGAUCCGGCUGAAGAAGCGCAAGCGCCGGAGGCAUGUGGACAAAGGCAGUCGCCGCGACGACAGUGAGAAGGCCAAGAAAAGGAGGGGGCGUCCCCCGGCCGAGAAGCUCUCGCCCAACCCCCCAAAACUCACUAAGCAGAUGAGCGCCAUCGUCGACACUGUCAUAAACUACCGAGACGGGUCUAGCCGCCAGCUUAGUGAGGUCUUUGUGCAACUGCCCUCUAGGAAAGAGCUCCCUGAGUACUAUGAGCUGAUAAGGAAGCCCGUGGACUUCAAGAAGAUCAAGGAGAGAGUGCGUAACCAUAAGUACAGGAGCCUGGGCGAUUUGGAGAAGGACGUUAUGCUCCUUUGUCACAACGCUCAAACCUACAAUCUGGAAGGUUCCCAGAUCUACGAGGACUCCAUCGUGCUGCAGUCUGUCUUCAAAAGCGCCAGGCAGAAGAUCGCUAAAGAAGAGAGUGAGGACGACAGCAACGACGAGGACGACGACGAAGACGAAGAAUCGGAGACCGAAUCCAAGUCAGUAAAGGUGAGGAUCAGGCUAGGCAGGCGUGAGGAGCGCGGCCAGGACAAGAGCAGGAAGCGGCCGAGCCGCGCAAAGGCCAAGCCCGUGGUCAGCGACGACGACAGCGACGAGGAACCUGAGGAGAACUUAACGAGGAAAACGAGCAGUCCGAAGGCAGCCACACCGAUGACGAGUGACAGCGACAAGACCAGCUAAACAAGCGGCCCGUUCCUGCAUCUCUUUCCAUCGUUCUUUCCUUUUCUAUUCUUUUUUUUGGCAGCAUUGUCUCCACUGGGCUCUGUCUGCUCCACGACCACCUGGUUCAAGUAGGGGUCAUUGACGGAAGAGUUUUUGUUUUAGUUUAGUUUAGUUUUUUUCCCUCACAUGCUUCGUCUGGGUCUGCUUCUCGGACUGUUUGACAAAUGCAGCAGGCGCUUGAUUCGCGCUGGGGUUACACCGAUUCUGUGUGCUAAUGUAUUUUACCCAUAUGCAAUCUUUUACAUAUUUUACUCAAACAGAAAUACACAUUUAUGCGUGGGUUGAGAGGGGGUGAAAAAAAUGCUUCAUAUUUCAUGAAUAAGCUAUCAAGAAAAAAAAAGAUUUUUAUCAGAAGGUUUUUAUCUAAUAUUCUAGAUGCACAUGGUCAAACCAAGGUCUUUGUAUUUCAUAUAUACUCUCAUUUCACUUUAAGUGAAGCUCAUGCCCUUAAAAUAAAUAAACUCAUAUAUUGUUGUUACUGUCAGUGACACUUAGCAAAGAUUUAAAAACUGAAGGGACAUCUUGGUAA
Messenger RNA from Electrophorus electricus (electric eel), 5449 nucleotides. It is a transcript of the gene smarca2, whose product is annotated as SWI/SNF related BAF chromatin remodeling complex subunit ATPase 2. Lineage: Eukaryota; Metazoa; Chordata; Actinopteri; Gymnotiformes; Gymnotidae. The record is from RefSeq and is a predicted model, not a curated record. Gene Ontology annotation, biological process: regulation of DNA-templated transcription. Gene Ontology annotation, molecular function: ATP binding; histone binding. Gene Ontology annotation, cellular component: nucleus.